This is a messenger RNA of Ricinus communis (castor bean), 1959 nucleotides long. Its product is annotated as aspartic proteinase. NCBI's taxonomy places the organism in Eukaryota, Viridiplantae, Streptophyta, Magnoliopsida, Malpighiales, Euphorbiaceae. The transcript has 14 exons. The record is from RefSeq and is a predicted model, not a curated record. Gene Ontology annotation, biological process: proteolysis; lipid metabolic process. Gene Ontology annotation, molecular function: aspartic-type endopeptidase activity. The coding region runs from base 170 to 1714 and encodes 514 amino acids.
UUCCCCAGCUUUUUAUUAUUAUUAUUAUUUAGAAAAAUAAAUGAAACCUGAGAAAUCGGACUGUUAUAUAGGCACGUAAAUAUCUAUUCUCCUCGGUCCGCUCAAAACCUUUAUCACCACCAUCAUCAUCAUUUGUCUCUCUGUGUCGGUUCGCCAUUGAUCAAUCAACAUGGGAACAAUUUUUAAACCUGCUCUGUUCUUUUGCUUGAUCCUGUUGCCUCUGGUCUGUGCUACUGCUUCAUCAUCGAAUGAUGGAUUGGUUAGAAUUGGACUUAAAAAGAGGAAGUUUGACCAAAACAAUCGUGUAGCUGCUCAGUUUGAGUCUAAAGAAGGAGAAGCAUUUCGUGCUUCUAUUAAAAAGUAUCAUAUUCGUGGUAAUUUAGGUGAUGCGGAAGAUAUUGACAUAGUAUCAUUAAAGAAUUACAUGGACGCUCAGUAUUUUGGUGAAAUUGGUAUUGGUACUCCCCCACAGAAGUUCACCGUUAUUUUUGAUACUGGUAGUUCUAACCUGUGGGUCCCCUCUUCCAAGUGCUAUUUCUCGGUGGCCUGCUAUUUCCAUUCUAAGUACAAGUCAGGCCAAUCAAGCACUUACAAGAAGAAUGGAAAAUCGGCAGAUAUCCAUUAUGGAACUGGUGCUAUUUCUGGCUUCUUUAGUCAAGACAAUGUCAAAGUUGGCGAGCUUGUGAUCAAGAAUCAGGAAUUCAUUGAAGCAACUAGGGAGCCCAGCAUUACCUUCUUGGUUGCAAAGUUUGAUGGUAUACUUGGACUUGGAUUUCAAGAGAUAUCAGUUGGAAAUGCUGUACCUGUGUGGUACAACAUGGUCAAUCAGGGUCUUGUUAAAGAACCGGUUUUCUCUUUCUGGUUUAAUCGCAAUGCUGAUGAAGAUGAAGGGGGUGAGAUUGUUUUUGGUGGGAUGGACCCCAACCAUUACAAGGGUGAGCACACAUAUGUCCCUGUGACACAGAAAGGUUAUUGGCAGUUUGACAUGGGAGAUGUUUUGAUUGAUGGUAAAACAACUGGAAUUUGCAGCAGUGGCUGUGCAGCAAUUGCUGAUUCUGGAACUUCUUUGUUGGCUGGCCCUACAACUAUUAUUACUGAAGUAAAUCAUGCCAUUGGAGCCACUGGAGUUGUUAGUCAAGAGUGCAAGGCAGUUGUUGCUCAAUAUGGAGAAACCAUAAUUGCUAUGCUUUUAGCAAAGGACCAACCACAAAAAAUCUGCUCACAAAUUGGUUUGUGCACAUUUGAUGGUUCACGAGGUGUAAGUAUGGGUAUUGAGAGUGUUGUGAAUGAGAAGAUUCAGGAAGUGGCUGGUGGUUUGCACGACGCAAUGUGCUCUACUUGUGAGAUGGCAGUUGUGUGGAUGCAGAACCAGCUCAAGCAGAAUCAAACACAGGAGCACAUACUUAAUUAUGUGAAUGAGCUAUGCGAACGAUUGCCUAGUCCAAUGGGAGAAUCAGCAGUAGAUUGUGGCAGUUUGUCAACCAUGCCUAAUGUUUCAUUUACAAUUGGGGGAAGAGUUUUUGACCUUGCUCCUGAGCAGUAUGUCCUCAAAGUUGGUGAUGGGGAAGCAGCUCAAUGCAUUAGUGGAUUUACAGCAUUGGAUGUGCCACCACCUCGUGGUCCUCUCUGGAUUCUGGGGGAUGUUUUCAUGGGUCCCUUCCAUACAGUUUUUGACUAUGGGAAUAAGAGAGUUGGAUUUGCAGAAGUUGCAUAACUGAAGUAUUUCUACUUUGGUUCUGUUCAAGUGUUACUCUUACUGCUUCUCUGUAUGUGUUCGCAUAAUGGUGUUUUCGGUUUUCACUUUGAGGUGCUGGAAUUCUCCCUUGAUGUAAAUAUAUCUUAAUAGUAUGCUGUGUCACUUCUAAAUAAAUACAGUACAUGGAGUUUGAACGCAGGCUUGUAACUGUUGGACGUUGGAAUUGACCUCAAAUAAAAUGUAUAUUGUAGAUUUUUAGAGAA